Molecule: messenger RNA, 1204 nt
Organism: Morone saxatilis (striped sea-bass)
Lineage: Eukaryota; Metazoa; Chordata; Actinopteri; Moronidae
Product: polycomb protein SUZ12-like
Exons: 3
Coding region: 312-638 (108 amino acids)
Cellular component (GO): nucleus; ESC/E(Z) complex
Molecular function (GO): chromatin DNA binding
Source: RefSeq, a predicted model, not a curated record
GUGAGAGACAGAGAGAGUGAGAGAGUGAGCUUGUUUGGCGCAGUUCAGCCGGGUACCGACCCGCUCGCACAGGGAGCCAGCGGAGGGUCAGCACUCACAUUACAGAGUUAAACUCUCAGUUUGUUCUGAGGCUUUCUGCUCACGCUGCUCUUUUGUUUUCACAAAGGAAGACGAGCUGAGUUUCUUCCUUCUUCUCUCUCUCUCUCUUUUUUGUUUUAACACGACUUCACUUCUGUUAGUGGGGCAGUUCACCUCGGCCUGUUUUUAGGUUGUUGUGUAUUUUUUGGGGUUGGGGGAGGGGGGGGGCGACCAUGGCUCCACAGAAGCAGAGCUCCUCAGGUGGAAGCCACCCACUGGGUUCUGGUUCUGGUUCUGGAGGAAAAGCCAACGGGUUACACCAGUCCUCCUCUUCCUCCUCCUCCUCUUCCUCCUCCUCCUCCUCCACCGCGAUGUCUGCAGCCAAGAAGCCCAACCUGCAGCUCCUCCAGGCCGACCACGAGUUGUUCCUGCAGGCCUUCGAGAAACCGACUCAGAUCUACAGGUUCCUCCGCACCAGGAACCUGAUCGCUCCCAUCUUCCUGCACAGGACGCUCACCUACAUGUCCCACAGAAACUCCAGGAACAACACCAAGAGGUAAAACACAAAACCUUCAAAAGCCUUCAGAUCAGUUUGUGUCUUUGCUCCUCUCUCUGCGCAGUCGUUUCCCUUGAAAAGCAGGUCGUGUGUCAUCUGGAGUGAAAGUAAACCGCCGUGUGGGCCGGCUGGAUCGGUUAGGAAGAAAAACAACCUCCUAUCACAGGACAGGUUUUUCAGUUGAGCUGCUUUGCAUACAGACGCUGCUCGCUGACGAGGAGGGUUAAACACAGACAGCUCGCUCACGUGGUUGUUAAAGCGCAGCAGGUUCUGAGUUCAGGGGGGAAAAGAUGAUUUUUAGUCAUUAUUAUUACAUUUACACCAAGUCGGUGCAAGUUGAAUGUUUGCAGGUGAUAAUUAGUUUUUCAGUUGUAACCAAACUGUUUGUUGUUUCAUAUUUUUGUCAGUUUUAUGCAGUUUUUUUUUUUGGGGGGGGGAAGUGUUAAAUGUGUUAGAUGUGAUUUUGACAGGAUUGGUCGGAUUAGUUAACAGUGUUUGUUCAAAGCUGAAAAACCUCCUCUGUCCUUUUAUUAGAUGAAAUAGUGAAAUAGGUCUUAAAUGUCCUUCUUA